Messenger RNA from Schizosaccharomyces cryophilus OY26, 1654 nucleotides. Its product is annotated as transcription factor Zip1. Gene Ontology annotation, molecular function: RNA polymerase II transcription regulatory region sequence-specific DNA binding; DNA-binding transcription activator activity, RNA polymerase II-specific. The record is from RefSeq and is a predicted model, not a curated record. Gene Ontology annotation, cellular component: nucleus. Gene Ontology annotation, biological process: regulation of transcription by RNA polymerase II. The coding region runs from base 277 to 1254 and encodes 325 amino acids. The transcript has a single exon. Lineage: Eukaryota; Fungi; Ascomycota; Schizosaccharomycetes; Schizosaccharomycetales; Schizosaccharomycetaceae.
UUUGGAAAGCUCUCCCACAACUCUUACAAACAGCCGAUCUUAUCUCUUUCGUGGCAGGCGGAAAUAACCGUCUAAUAACGUACAACAUUGUUAGAUGAACAUUGCUGGAAAAGCCAUUCUAUCAAUUAGAAUCACGUAAAUAAGUGUGAUAGAUUGAUUCUUUGCAAUAAAAAGGUGGGUGUCCUUUUUUUUCCAGUAAAAUUUGACCAAAGUUUGUCAGAAAAGCGAAUUUCCGCUUUGUCUCUUUGAAGCUUGUUGUAAUUGUUUUAACUGAAUAUGGACUUUACUCCGAAUCAAUCCAUUAAUAAUUUGAACUUGGAGUUGGAGGGUAGCCCUCACGUUGAGGAGUUUUCCAAUGAUGAUUUGGCUGAGCAGUUGAACAUGUUCAGCAAUCCUUAUUUUUUUGAUUUUGAGCCUGUCAAUUUGUUUCCUAACAAUUUUUACGGAUCUCUACCUCAAAAAGUGAAUUCCAGCUCUAUAAGUGUUCCUUCCAAAUAUCCGUCCCAACAGGAAUUGGCUACUCCACCAAAAUUUACGGCUUCCUCUAAUGUCCCUGUCUCGGCUAUUCCCAAACAAGAACCACUGGAAGAUUCUGACAUUUCUGUCAAACUUCCUCAAGGCGGCAAUCAAAAUCCCUACUUGGCUGCUGAUAACUUUGACUUGCUUAAUGCUUCAAGGGUAAUGCAACUCCGAGGUAAGGAUUCUGCUUCUUUGCUUCCUCUUUCCAAUGCCACCGAACCCGUACUUUCCUUUUUCCAGUCAAAUGCCUCUCAGAAUCAGCAAAAGAUCCCUUCUCCCCCCUCUCUUGCCUCUAAGCGCGCUAGUGACUCUUCUUCUUUGGAUUUAUCUUCCUUGUCUGCAGGAAACGAAGGAUCUGCUCCUUCUACUACUGCUGCCAAGAGAGACUCUACCUCUGCUCAACUGUCCGAGUUUUCACAAAGUGAUACACAGGAAGAACAGUCAUUGGUUUCUGUUCCUUCAACUCCUGUUACUACCUCUGCACCUACCAUUAAGCGUCCCAAGACUGACUUUUCAGAUGCAGCCAUUCGUAAUGCUGCCGAAGAGGAUAAACGACGCAGAAACACUGCUGCAAGUGCAAGAUUCCGUAUCAAGAAAAAGCAAAAGGAACAACAAUUAGAACGUACCGCAAAAGAGCUUUCUGAAAAGAUGGCUGCUUUGGAAGCUCGAAUUGGCGAGUUGGAAAUGGAAAACACUUGGUUAAAAGGACUCAUCCGCCCAGCUACUAACUUUUAAAUUUUUAUUAUCUUUGCUUUGGUUUAUAUUAAUUACUCUAUUUCGCUGGUAUUUUGUUUGUUUUCGUUCCUGUGGUUUCUCAUUAUUUGCAUACAUGUACAGAUAGUGUUUUUAAUUUAAGUGCAAUCUCCAACAGGUUGUGCGGGUCGGUUGUUUAUUGUUAUUCUGUUUGACCGACUUUUUCGUUUAUAUGAUAAUUCAACUUUAUUUUCCAUAAAAAUACUCGUGUAUUUCUCUAAUUCUCGAAUAAUUGUUUUUGCUUUGGUACUAUUUUGCUAAUUGAAUGGAUGCUUUGUAUACCCUUAUCACUUUACAAUCAAACGUAUUUUAUUUUUUCUAUUUUUAUUUUAUUUUACUGUAAUAUUAUUUUUUAUAAUUUAUUCAACAUUUUUCUGUUCCA